UGGGAGACCAGGAGGUGCUGGACUGAACAGUCCAGCAUCUGGUAGUGAAGAAGGAAGCCAGCAUGGAACCAAUAACCCUGAUGUGUCAUCACAAAUGAGUCUGGCAGCAAGUGGCUCGCUAUAUCGAGGGAUGGACCGAGCCUUCUGUGUGAGAAUGAAGAGUACACUGACCAAAAGAGGCUGUCACUUCAAGUCUUCAGGAUACAGGGUUGUUUUGAUGCUGUGCCGCCUUCGACCUCAGUACUCCUUUUCUCAUAGCCGCAAGUCUCCGACAGUACUCCUGGGCAUGGUGGCUCUAGCCAUAGCAUUACCACCACCAUCAGUCCACGAGAUCAGAUUGGAGUCAGAUAUGUUCGUCACCAGAAUCAACUUUGACUUCCGAAUAGCACAUUGCGAGCCCAGCAGGGUGUCAGAGCUUCUAGGCUACACUGCGGAGGAGCUGACGGGGAAAAAUCUCUACGCGCUUUGCCACGGAGAAGAUGCCAACAAACUUAGAAAAUGUCACGUAGAUUUAAUGAACAAAGGCCAAGUCCUGACACACUACUAUAGGAUAAUGAACAAGCUCGGUGGUUACACUUGGAUGCAGACGUGUGCCACAGUCGUCUGCUCCUCUAAGAACGCUGAGGAACAAAAUAUUAUAUGCGUCAAUUAUGUUAUUAGUGGACGCGAGUAUCCAAAUACUGUAAUGGACUGCUGCCAGCUAGAAGAGAGCGUGCAAGGAGUUAAGAGAGAGGAGACAGCCGGAGACCCAGAGAAUGGCCCUCCAGACACCGACAACUCGGGCGCCCCGCCUCCGCCACCGCGCCAUCCAACCGAACGCACUGAACCCCCGACCAACACAGACGCAGCCUCCAGUGCCCCAGUCCCCACGUCUGACGUCACUCAUCUAACAAGACUCAGUGAUGCACAACCCUUACCCCUCCACACAAACACUGACAGAACUUCACCCAUGCCAGCCAGAAGACAAAAGAAACGCAAGCAUACCACUGACUGCGAAGAUGAGGCAGAAAGAGACGAAGAAAGGCGAAAGACCUCUUCCAACCCUGGAGCUGCUAUAUCACCAGCAGAAAGAGACAUCACCAAAACAAAUCUAGCAAUACCCGAAGGUGGAUCAGAUGCGACGUCCGUUAGAGAUCUAGAGAAUGCUAUGUCGAAGCAUUUGCCCUCUGUAGCUUUAGAUGGUAAAGAAAUCUCUCACAGACCGACAGAUUUCUCCACCGAUGCUCUGCUAAAACAGCAGCAACAAAAGUCAACAAUACAGUGGAUAGGGACACAGAACCAUCAUCUAAAUCCCUUGAACAGGCAGAUUCCUGGCAAUCACACUUCUACUCCAGCAUCGGCACUGUUAAGACAGCUGUACGCCAACAGAGAAAGUGUUAUUCGAAGCAACUUCUUAGGUGACGGUAGAACUGGUGGUUACUACUCCAAUGAUGGACAAACCGGACCUUUGCCGACACCUCCAGGUAGCGAAGGGUCCGGCUAUAGCGAGCAACUAGGACAUAAGGGCACAGAUAUAGGUUCUCUAGCUUACGGAGGGUAUGCUGACUACCAUUCGGCCAUGACGCCACCAGGCUCCGUGUCACCAAGAGACAAGCAGCAGUACGCUUUGCCGUACGAUAAUAGUGCUUAUUCGGAGGCGUUAAGGCACUCGUAUUUAGGUGAAGCUCCACUGCCGUUGAAGCCUCAGGCGUAUUCUGCCGUGCCUGGGGCCUUAGAUUACGCAUCUUCAUUAGACCAGUCGCAGUUCUUCCACCCGCCCUCAUCGUUCCACCUCUAUCACCCGCAGGCGCACGCCGCCCACGCCUCUCACUCUCACCAGCCCGUAGAUAAGUCAGCUCCGCCAAACACCAACUGGUAUUCGGCAAGCUCAUAGCCGUAUCCUCAAUAAAAUGUUCGCUUGUUUUACACGCUGUUGUUAAGUUUUCACAUUUUGUUGAUUAUUCAGGGCUCAAUUAGAAUUAAUCCCCUGAUGCAUUAUCAGAAAAUGUAUACGGUUAAAGACUUCCAAACUAAAAUACUCAAGACACGUCUCUUUAAAAUGGAGUCCUCUAUUUUUUCGGAGUUCAUAUUUUUGAAUACUCUAAAGGAAUGUGCCAAAAAUUGUGCUUUAGGCAUGGACCUUGCAUUUAUAUAUCAAUUACACUCACAAACUUCUAACUUACCUUCAAUCGAUAAAAGUAUGAUUUUCUUAAUCCGAUAUUAUGAUAUCAAUUACCUUAAAUAACCUAUACAGAUAGGCGGAUAUAGGUUUCUUCUAAAAGAAAAUAUACGAUAGAUUAUAAUUGUCAUUUAUAACCAAUCUUUAUCGACAAAACAUCGAAAGAUUUGCGUAAUUAAUCGACUUUAAUUUAAUUAUCCAGUGAAAUCAUGAGCUAUAUCGAUAGCUUGUUGCAUAUCAUUUAUAGUUAAGCUUUUUGUAAAUUAUUGUACAAUAGUUUAUUGACAUGACUGUAUUUAGGCUAUAGUAUAAUCAUUUAAUAUUGUAAAUUGUAGUAUUUAAGUAUUGUAUAUUAUUUUUAUUAUUCAAUAUAAGGUUUCAUUGUAAAUAAUUACUGUCAUCUACACUACUAGAUAUUAAUCGAAUUUCAAAUAAAUCGAUAAACAAUCUUAUCGAUUAAUCGUUAUUUUUAUUUGACAGUUGAAAAUCAUGUCGCCUUUUUUAAAUUGUUUCAUGUUUUUGUAAUUCAGUCUUGUAACGUGUUUCGUCAUUUAAAUGAUCAUGACAAAUAAUUUAUUAUAGUCAAAAUACUCAAAGCAUUCCAUUUUGUUUUAUAGUCAAGCCAAAUACAAAUCCUUUUGUUAGAAAAGUUGUAUCUAAUUUUUAUAUUAAUUCGAUUAGGUGUUACAAUAAAUAAUAAUUGGUAAUAUUUAUGCUAUUUUUAACUGUGCAAUACAAGUGAAAAAUGUUGUUCAUUUCAAUUUUAUAAGGCUUCGUUAAUGUAUCGUAUUUAAGGUAAUAAUGAUUAAAAUUGUAAUAAAGUUGUAAUUAUUAUAAUAAAAAUUGGGAUAGGCUUGUCACGCGAUUA
Messenger RNA from Trichoplusia ni (cabbage looper), 3026 nucleotides. RefSeq names its product protein trachealess-like. The record is from RefSeq and is a predicted model, not a curated record. Gene Ontology annotation, molecular function: RNA polymerase II transcription regulatory region sequence-specific DNA binding; DNA-binding transcription factor activity, RNA polymerase II-specific; protein binding. The transcript has 6 exons. Bases 95 to 1873 code for a protein of 592 amino acids. Gene Ontology annotation, biological process: regulation of transcription by RNA polymerase II. NCBI's taxonomy places the organism in Eukaryota, Metazoa, Arthropoda, Insecta, Lepidoptera, Noctuidae.